Molecule: messenger RNA, 1188 nt
Organism: Dothidotthia symphoricarpi CBS 119687
Lineage: Eukaryota; Fungi; Ascomycota; Dothideomycetes; Pleosporales; Dothidotthiaceae
Exons: 1
Coding region: 1-1188 (395 amino acids)
Source: RefSeq, a predicted model, not a curated record
AUGUCGGCCACACGCCCAACGACCCCUCCACCUUUGUCCUAUCUCCCCAUGACGCCUCCGUCUACUGGAAGGUUAGGCAAACGAGUCCGGUUUGCUCAUGCUGGAGAAACGAGCACUACCUUGAACUCGACCCCCAAGCGUCACGCAGGUUCAAAGAACGACGAUUCUCCAUCUGUUUAUUUCGCAGAACCACAAGAGGGCUCCGACAUAGAGCUCAGCGAGAUCAGUGAAGUUGAUACCACUUCCUCUACAGACCUAACCUCACUCGCACCUCCGUCCCUAAAGGCCUCCAUCGCACCCAGCAACAGUAUUCUCGAGAAGCAUGACUCAUCCGCUUCUCUCGCAAUGACCAUCGAUCCCCCUGUCACCACCGAGCCAUUCCCCUUCAUGAGCCUGCCCCUCUCCAUCCGCCAGAAAGUCUACAAACACCUCCUCCUCAUCCCCGCCCUCAUCUGCGUCCGCCAAAAGCACACCGCCUUCCACGACGAGAAGAAAGCCUUCCUAUACGCCGAGCCCCGCGAACUCCUCCCAGGCAUCGCAUACGCCCUCGCCCAGCUCACAGUCAACGGCUACAAAACCCGCUUCUCCCGCUUCCACACCAUCAACAUCAACGUCCUGCGGGUAAGCAAGGAGUUCUACGCCGAGACCAAAGCCAUCAUGUACGGCAAGAACGAAUUUGAGAUCAUGAAGCCCACGAAUGAAAUGUCCCCGCCGCCCGACUACAGCAUCCGCCUCUUCCCACCAGGCUGCCAGCGCCUCGUCUCAAAGCUGAAUAUCCGCAUCCGCUCGUUCUACGACCUGCACUGGCUUCUCAGUGGCGGGUACGCUGAGAUCAAGAACUUCUACCGCGGUCUUGUGUCGCUGAUGCUGGUUCUUGAGAUUGAGUCGGCGGGUAAGGGCUUCGGGAAGGAGUGGGUGAAGAAAGAGGGGGGUCAGGAGCAGUGGGACGUCUACAUCCAGCGUCUACAUGGAGAGCUGGCAAAGCAUCUCUCUGGUGGAGCUCAAGUGAAGGAGGUCAAAGUGGUGCCAUCGUGGAUCAACCUGCGUGUCUUGUUCAGUGGAGAGAGCUACGUGGAGAAGCUGAACGCCCAGCCGGAGAUGGCUGCAAGCGACGAGCAGGCUAAGCGUGCAGAGCUCAAGAAGGCUUUGAUUGAAGCGUGGGAGCUGUUCAAGAAAGACUGUCGCUAG